AUGGAAGAUAUUCCAAACAUUAUUUUGAUCCCCAUUUAUUUUGCAGUCGCAGGGUUAAAUGUUAAUUUGACAUUGUUGAACGAAAAAAGAGAUUGGGGAUUUAUAUUUGCUUCAAUUGGUGUUGCACUAGCAUCAAAAAUCAUAUCAAGCUCCAUCAUGGCGAAAUUAAAUGGCUUACGUUGGAGAGAAUCUUUUGCAGUUGGCAUCUUAAUGUCUUGUAAGGGUAUUGUGGAAAUAGUUGUUUUAACUACUGGGUUAAAUGCAGGUAUUAUUUCCAAAAAAAUUUAUGCCAUGUUUAUACUAAUGGCUUUGGUGUCCACUUUUAUCACCACGCCCAUGACCAUAUGGCAAUAUCCAAACUCUUACAGAGAGAAAUUAAUUAAAGAACAAAAAGAUGCUGAAAACAAGGAAGAGGGAAUAUCUGAAGUUGAAAAUGAGGGUACCGUUACUACCAAUAUAGAAACUUAUGACUUAGAUACAAUGAGUGCUAAAGAGUCACUUUUAGCCCCUGUACUUACUGAAAAUUUGAAUAGUAGCAGAUUUAUGAGCCUAGAUGACUUAUCUCAAUUCCAUUUUACAAACAUUAUAUGUGUAAUAGAAAAUACAGACUCUAUAUCUUGUGUUUUAUCGUUAUUAAAUUACAUGUUAUUCAAUGGAGGUAUGAAAAAAACAAAUACAAUUGCAAAUGAACAUAGACCACACAGAAAUCUGAGGAAUAGACUGAAAAAAUACAUUGGUCAUACAACUUCUUCAACAUUGCAGGCUAUGAAGAAGGGUGACAAGAGGUCUAGAAUUGAUGAUGCUUCCAACUGUGAUGGCGAUAAUUUUGAAGUUAACAUGAAUACAAUUGAUAGAGCACCAACAGGUGUGAAUGGCGACUGUAUUGUUUUGGAUGAGAAAGUUUCUUUAAGAUUAGUACACCUAAGGAGAUUGACAGAGCGUACGGCUGAUUUGCUUUAUAGUUCCUCGAUGCAUAAUAGCAAGACAUUUAAUUUUGAUUCUAGCAAUGACUCAUUGUUUCAAAUAUUUAACAUUUUUUCGGAAUUAAAUCAAGUUCCAUUUAGGUCUGAUGUAAUUUUUUCCACCGUGUCUGAAAAGGCAAGCAAUAUUAUUUCCAUAAAAGCAUUACACACAGACUUUGUACUAAUACCGCUACAAGGCAUAAGGGACAAUUCUUAUCGGGUUUCCGAAAUGUUUACUGAUGAAGUAUCCGACAACGAAGCUGUUUUUUCUCAUUUGACCAACAUUAACGAAUUACCUGUUAAUUAUUUUCAGGUUUUAGCGAAAGGUAUGACAUCCAACUUGGGGAUAUUAAUUCACAACUCCAGAAACAAAUUUGAAAGGCCAACAUUAAAUAAAAGAUAUUUUUAUUUGUUAUUGCCAAAUGCGAAUUUUUCAUCAACAGAUUAUUUGUCUAUAUAUGUUUUCAUUUUAUUAUGUUAUAAUUCCAGUAACAAGAAUGCAGAUAGUUUAAAAUUUAGUAUUUUCAUUAAUAAAGAUAACGCAGGAUUUGAGGAAGAUUUGUAUCAAGCCUAUGGCCAAGAAGCUUGGUUUCAAUCCACUGACAUUACUGUUGUGCAGAUAGAUGCGAAGGAUGCGGUUACAAGCCGUGAUUAUGAUAAAACAAAUAAGCCAUUUAUUGCACUAGUAAUGGAACAAGGAUUAUCUCAUGAUGAGAUUAACAAUAUUGAUGAGAGCUUAUUUAUUAUUUCUGAAAGAUUAUUUUCCAAAAUGGAGCCAUUUGGUAGGGAAGUUACCCAGGCUAUUAGUUAUUCCUUUAGGACAAGGUAUGAUAUUUUAAUUUGUCACCAUCAUAUUCCAAACUAA
Saccharomycodes ludwigii is the source of this 1827-nucleotide messenger RNA. RefSeq names its product cation:proton antiporter. NCBI's taxonomy places the organism in Eukaryota, Fungi, Ascomycota, Saccharomycetes, Saccharomycodales, Saccharomycodaceae. The coding region runs from base 1 to 1827 and encodes 608 amino acids. The record is from RefSeq and is a predicted model, not a curated record. The transcript has a single exon. Gene Ontology annotation, cellular component: membrane. Gene Ontology annotation, biological process: proton transmembrane transport. Gene Ontology annotation, molecular function: antiporter activity.